Cannabis sativa is the source of this 540-nucleotide messenger RNA. Its product is annotated as glutenin, low molecular weight subunit-like. The transcript has a single exon. The record is from RefSeq and is a predicted model, not a curated record. Bases 1 to 540 code for a protein of 179 amino acids. NCBI's taxonomy places the organism in Eukaryota, Viridiplantae, Streptophyta, Magnoliopsida, Rosales, Cannabaceae.
AUGCCACAACAACAACAACAACAACAACAACCACGAUCGCCUCAACAGCCCCAGUUUUUUCAACAACAACAACAACAUUCUCCCAACAUGUCUGCUGGCUCUUCACAAUCGCCUCAGUUGCAUUACAUGUUCGGGCUUCCCUCACAGUCUCCUCCUAUAUUUUUUUUGGAUGCCGCUGGAGGAUCUCAGACACAACCUAUGGUUGGUAAUAUUGGAGGCUCAUCCCAACAACCAUACCCGGUGUACGGUCAAUUUGGGUCAUUGUUGCAGCAACAACCUGUGUAUGGUCAAAUGGGAGGAUCUCCACAACAGCCUAUGUAUGGAGGCUUUUUCACUGCUCAGAGUCAGCAACAACAGCAACAACCAAUUUUGGUUCGCCCGCACCCUCGACAAUAUGUGGAGAUCUUACCUACGUCGCAGACUGGACAAUUUUAUUACCCUGCCCCGCCUGCUCAAUCCCGUGAGAAUAUUGAUGGUUCAAGACUUAGCUCGAAUGCAGAUGAAUUUUUAGAGUUUACUGAUUUGAACAACGAUAGUUAG